This is a messenger RNA of Funneliformis mosseae, 198 nucleotides long. Lineage: Eukaryota; Fungi; Glomeromycota; Glomeromycetes; Glomerales; Glomeraceae. The record is from the annotation of a GenBank genome assembly.
AUGGUGAUUAUGGUGUUGGUGCUUCUGCCGCUGCUUGCUAGUGGUGGUAGAUUUGGCGGAGAUACUACUGCCGCUCUGGUUAAUUUCUUUGCUAAUGCUUAUUUCCCAUUAGAUGAAGAUGAAGAAGAACAUGAUGGUGAUCAGAAAAAUCCUUUCCGCUUGUUCCAAUUGUUGCAAUAUUAUAAGCGACAUGCUUGA